Diabrotica balteata is the source of this 5844-nucleotide messenger RNA. The record is from the annotation of a GenBank genome assembly. Lineage: Eukaryota; Metazoa; Arthropoda; Insecta; Coleoptera; Chrysomelidae.
AACUCAAAAAAGAUGGCGGCUGUUGGUAUGUAACUGUUGUAAACAUUGUUUGAUUCCUAUUCUUAAUAAUUAUGCGAAAAGAAUUGUUUAUCUAUAAUAAUAUAGUAUGUUUGAGGUGAAGAUUGUGAUCAUACUAUAGAACUUUUUGUAUUGUACCUAUUAAACAAAGUAUUAGCGGCAUUCUCAUUAUCGGCGUUCAUUUAUAAAACAUCAACAUGUUAUCUGUAGGACCAAAAAUGGACGGAGGUCCAAAUAUAAAAUAUUUUGAGUCACCAGAGACUCUCACAGCACUCGAAGCAGUUAAAAGUUGGUUGCAGAAGAAUGGUAAAAAGUAUGUACAAAAUGAACCAAUUACAAACAAAACAUUAUCAGCAACUGCAGUACAAUUUAUGCAGUUCCAGGAGGAUUUUCUGGGAAAAAAUACACAGAAACCACCAAUGACUAGAAUUCCAGUAAAAUUCUUCUUAGAUUUCAAGCCUGGAGGUGGUCUGUGCCACAUGCUAUUAGCUGCUUAUAAAUUUAAAAGUGAACAUGGAUGGAGAAAAUUCGAAAUACCUGCUGGAAAGAACCACAGUGUAUGUGAUGAAGUGAAACAGGAUUUUACCAGUUUUACUAAAGCCAUUAUUAAAGUGGAAAUAGAGAGGAAUGGGAAUGUCUCGAAACUGGAGCGGGUGUACGAAAUGUUCCAAAGUAUGGAAAAGGCGCUGAUUACUGCAAAGUUGUAUUCUCUUCCUAUCGUUUUUAUAAAACCAGAACUGGAUAAAGCAGUAGCUCAGAAAGUAAAAGAAAUUAUCCGAAAGCGCAACGGUCAGGUUGUGGAAACUGAAGAGACCGCCACCCAUAUUAUAUAUGGGCCGGUUGAUCCACUCAAAGACGAAUAUGGACGACCUGUCACCAAACGAGACAAGAUGGUUAUGAUGCACUGGUAUUACUUCCCGAAUUCCUUCGAUACUUGGGUCAAUUUAGAAACAGCAGGUUUGGAAAAUCUUACCGUGGAAAAUAAUCCUAGCCCGCAUUCUGGUGCCUGGCGUAUUUGUUCUACUUGGGUCUAUGAAACUGACCAGUACAAUGAGUGGAUGGCAGAGGAAGACUAUGAAGUAGAUGAAAAUGGCGUAAAGAAAGUACAUCCGAGGUUAAUGUCUGUUGAAGAUCUGAUGAAUCCUUCAGAUGAACGAAGUAAGAAGAACAAAGGUAAAAGAAAACGGUCUCCCUCGCCACCGUCUAAGAUUGGCAAACGAAAAAGUGGCAGAAGCCCAGCUGUGGGUAAGAAAACUAGACCAGAGGAUCCUGAAUCUGAAGACUUAACAAAAGAUAUGGAUGAACCAACUCCAGAACCAAAUAUUGUGGAAGUUACUCCUUCUCCAACACCAAACAAUCAGCCUACAAAGAAAGACCAUGAACUUCAACCCUUAAAAGGAGGUUCAAUUACAGAUAUAGAGGAAAGUGAAGAGAGAAAUGAGGAUUCCCAAACUGGCAAGAACAGUGACACCAACACACAAGACGAUGGACAAGAAGAUAAUGUCACUGAGCAAACGCAUCACAUUAUUAUUCCAUCGUAUUCUGCGUGGUUCGACUACAACUCUAUCCAUGAAGUUGAAAAGCGUGCAAUGCCGGAAUUUUUUAAUGGUAGAAACAAAUCGAAAACUCCUGAGAUUUAUUUAGCAUACAGAAAUUUCAUGGUCGAUACAUACCGCCUUAACCCAACUGAAUACAUAACUAGUACAGCGUGUAGACGCAACCUUGCAGGAGAUGUUUGUGCCAUAAUGCGGGUUCAUGCGUUUUUGGAACAAUGGGGCUUGAUCAACUACCAAGUAGAUACAGAAUCCAGACCAACGGCCAUGGGGCCUCCGCCUACUUCUCAUUUUCAUAUUCUUUCAGAUACCCCAUCCGGUCUGCAGCCAGUUAACCCUCCUAAAACACCUCAACCUAGCGCAGCCAAAACUUUCCUUGACCUCGAUAAGAGUGAGAUUAAGAAGCCAGAACCCGCUACGGAAAUAUCCAACUUUGGACUAAAGUUAGAUCAGUACGUUAAGAAACCUGCUGUUUUAAGAAAUAAAAGUGCUGCUUCUCUGACAAGAGAUUGGACUGAACAGGAGACAUUGCUUCUUCUAGAAGGAUUGGAAAUGUAUAAAGAUGACUGGAAUAAAGUGUGUGAGCAUGUUGGUUCCCGCACACAAGAUGAAUGCAUACUUCAUUUCCUUAGGCUACCAAUUGAAGAUCCGUAUUUAGAAGAUCCAGAAGCUGGGGGUGCUUUAGGACCUCUAGCAUAUCAACCAAUCCCGUUUAGCAAAGCUGGAAACCCGAUAAUGUCAACCGUCGCCUUCUUAGCGUCUAUUGUCGAUCCUAGAGUAGCAGCAGCUGCUGCUAAAUCAGCUAUGAAUGAGUUUGCUAGUAUUAAAGAUGAAGUCCCAGCGUCUGUGAUGGAUGCACAUCUUAAAAAUGUUGAAGCCUCUAAUGCUGAUGGUAAAUACGACCCAGCCGCUAACUUAGCUCUCACUGGUAUAGCUGGCACAGUACCUGAUAAAGAUGAAGAAGAUAAGGUUAAGAAAGAGGAUAAGGAUGACGACAAAUCUGGCGAAGACAAAAAGAAUGGUGAUGGUCAGGAAGACAAAGCUAGUGAUAAGUUAAAAUCGGAAGCAUCGGACAGUGAAAAGGAAGAAAAAAUGGAUACUUCUGAAAAUAAUAAAAUAGAAAAAGUUGUAAAAGAUAGUGAAAUGCAAAGUGCAGCAGCCGCUGCAUUAGCUGCAGCCGCAGUUAAAGCGAAGCAUUUAGCUGCUGUGGAGGAAAGGAAGAUUAAAUCUCUAGUAGCACUGUUAGUAGAAACUCAAAUGAAAAAGCUUGAAAUUAAAUUGCGGCAUUUCGAAGAAUUAGAAACAACUAUGGAGAGGGAACGCGAAGGUCUCGAAUAUCAGAGACAACAACUUAUAACAGAAAGACAGCAAUUCCACUUGGAACAACUAAAAGCCGCUGAGUUUAGAGCUAGACAGCAAGCACAUCAAAGACUACAAGCUGAACAAGGCCAGUGGGCUGCGCAGCAGGUACCGGCUUCCCACUCAACUCCUCCUGCCGAGUCUGGACCAAGUACAACUCCCACUCCCCCAUCUCCACAAGCCUCGGCUGUAGCCUCUCCCCAAGCGCCUCACCACCACAUUUGAAAAUUAAUCAGUAUAUUUGAUAGUAUUGGAUCAUAAAUUCAGGAUAAUUGGGAAUAUGACAUAGUGAAUUUUAUUUUUACUUACGUCGUAACGUAACCUAUAGCCAAAUUUAAAUUGAGGUCUACAGGAUGAUUUCUAUUUUUAGUUUUGUGACAAAAUAAUAUUACUGAAUGAUUUUCUAUUAUUUAAAACAAUAAUGUAUUUUACUAUACAAUCUGUCAAUGAAAUAAUAGUCGACUAAAUGUAAUUUAUUGUAACAGCUUUUUGUAACUAAUUUUCUUUAUAAAAACUAUAUACCAAGGGCUUACAUGAUUUUUUUAUGCAGUUUAAGUACUUUUUUAUUUUUUGUUUAUAUAUUAUAUUAACUCAUCUAAAAACGUUUUUUUUUUGUUAUUAACCCUGUAUCUGUCAAAGUGUUUCAAAAUAUAUAAAAAAUACGAUAUUUGAGUUAUGGUGUCAGUUUGGAACCACAAACGAUAACCAAUAAAAAUAAAACUCAUUAAACUAAAAGAAAGUGACUUUUGAAUUUGUAGCUUAAAAGCUACGUCAUUUUGAGCUACAGUCUUUUAUAGCUAAGGUGUGGGGUGAGGUAAAAAUCAGAUUAUCAAAUAUUUUAUAUUUAUUUAGAAUAAAAAAUAAACAAUGAAUAGUUUCGUCUAUGGAAUACUGAUUUUUAAAUUAAUGUUUCUGACAAUUCAAUCUGACUGCAUCCAAAAGUGGCAUGAUUUUAAAAUACCGAUCUUUGGUUUCGUCUGUAACUUGGCUGUUGUCAUUGCAGUGUAUAAAUCUUAUACAUCUCAGUGUAUAAACUUGGUAAAGUACUCUAAAGGCGGAGCUACCUUCCACUAAAAAAUCGAUCUGGAACAGAAGUGGAAGUAGUUGUAAUAUCAUCUUCUGUCCAAUUGAAAUGGGUAGGAUCUCUUUUUGCUUUUUUUCUUGGUACAACUUCCUCUUCUUCGUUUGCUCCUUCCUCAUCAGCUUCUAUAUCUUCAUCUAUUUCUUGUAUAACCAUAUUGUUAGGACCUGUUUCAUCAUCAGAGUAUUUGAAAAUAUUUUCGUCUUACAAAUAAUUUUCUUCAGAAUCAGAUAAAUCGGAAAUAUCUGAAAUAUUUGGAUCUACCGGAGUUAUUGCAAGCGUUUUUUUCUUCCCAUAAAAACAGGCAGCCCUGAUUGGCUUAAAAUCCAUAACAAAAAAUUUCUUUGUAAAAUCUGCAACAAAAAAAACUGCCCAUGUUGCUUUUUACCUACAUAGUUUUUUGAAUGCAGAUUUUACGGUUAUAUAGGUCUUUUAUUACUGUAAAUAUUUAAAAACCUAAAGUAAUGAUCCUUUAUAUUCAACGUAAAGCUAAAAUAUUGUACACAAAAAGGUUUUUACUUACUUUUAUGAUGCAAUAUUUAUUCACGUUCAAACAGCAUGUACUGUCGCACAACUGUUCACUUCCUGCCAUGUUGAAAUAAAAUUUCUAAAACCUUGUAAUAGAUGGUGCUGCCAGCCUUAAUGCUAAUAAAAGACGUAGUUUAAAGGCUACAUUUCUAGAUAGGGUAUGUAAAGCACUAUGCUAUUGAAAUUAUCGUUCAAAGUUGAUGAAGGCCAAAAUGCUACAGGACUAGAUACAGGGUUAAUUGUAAAAGAACACGGCUUACAUAAAAUUUAAAUCGCAUGAGAAGUGGCCAUCUCUAAUUCAACUAUUUUUCUAUCUCUAAUAUUAUUUUUAAAAGUAAAUAUGUUCUUUUAUUGCCUGCUUCAUUGUGUACUAGGAGUAGAGAUGCCACAUGAUACAGUAAAUCUUAUUCAUGAUCUUUAUUUAGUUGUUUCUUUUACUGUGUAUAGUACGGUAAUCUAUAAUGAAUUUCAAAAUGUUCUUAUUUAUUUUUAAUCUUUAUUGUGAAAAACAUAUUUUUAUCAAUGUAUUAUGUGGCUGUAGCUAUGGAAUGACUAACAUGUUUGUAAAAGGGGCAAUAAUAAUUUAUAAAGUUUCCAUGAAAUAUACGAAAGUAGUCAACUACAGAAUACAUUGGUUUCUGGGUUUAUGUGCUAAUAUUUGGAAUUAUUUCUUCCUGAACUUCUGUCGCCAAAAACAAUUUUGGUGAAUACAGAUGGAACUUUAACAUGAAAUAAUUCCAGAUCUCUGUCUAUUAUCCAGAAAAUAAUGUAUAAUAGCAGAGCACUGGUUGUGAAAGACUAUAACUCUCCUUACAAUAUGUUACAUUUGAGAUACAGUGUACAAAUGUUCUCUCAAAUUUACAGUUCUGCGUAGGUAGUCUUGCUACUCAUCUCAGGACAAACACUUGGAAAAUGAAUUCCAAGCCCAAUAAAUGUGCUUUAAUGAUUGACUCUACUUGUCAUAAUAAGUAAAUAGGGAUAUUAUAUAAUAUAUAUGCUGGAGAGGUAAAUUGAGGAAAAACCGUCUAGAAACAUCAACACUCUCUUGUAUAUACCAUGGAUUUUAAUAUUUGUAAUCAUUUUGCCCUUUUUAAUAACUUAGUACAUUAUACUUACAAUUUUCCAAUCAUCCUAACUUAGUUUGGUUGUAAAAGUGAAGGAAGAAUGUAGCCAGCAAAGGGAAACAAUGUAGAUCUUAUUUUGACCAUAUAAACAUAAAAGUGAAAAUCCUGUAAGUGAUUAGGUUCAUAUUCCUUUACCAAAACUGUUUGAUUAUAAAUCUUACCUAGAAAUAAAAUAUUUCGU